This is a messenger RNA of Metarhizium acridum CQMa 102, 1227 nucleotides long. NCBI's taxonomy places the organism in Eukaryota, Fungi, Ascomycota, Sordariomycetes, Hypocreales, Clavicipitaceae. The record is from RefSeq and is a predicted model, not a curated record.
AUGGCCACCUCUGACCAAGGUCGGCAUUUCCUGGCUGGCAAGACCAUCGUCGUAGCUGGUGCUGGCAUCGCCGGCCUUGCCUUUGCAAUAGCCCUCCGAAAACAAUGGAAGCACAGCCAAAAUCCACCCACCAUCAUCAUAUAUGAUGGCGACAGCCCCGACUCGGACGCGUGGAGACAAGGGCAAAACUACACCUUUUCGAUAUCAGGAUACAGCGAGGCCGGCGGGCUUGUCGCCCUCAAGAAGCUCGGCAUCGUUGACACUGUUUUCUCAAGUGCAGUUUCUGGGAUAGACGGCUCUGGGUCGUUCACUAUCUGGAGCCCAGACUGGGGGGAGCGUUUUCGUUCACAGCGGCCGCCGAUUGCAGGACUGCCUACACCCAGUAUUCGCAUCGUCCGGAAGGAACUCAGGCGUAUUCUAACAGACGAGUGGGCGUCCUUUGAAAACAGCAGCAUCCAUUGGGGCACGCAAUGCGUAAAUGUUGAAAAGGCUCCCAGUGGCAGACUCAAAGUAUACUUGAGGGAAAUCAGGGAAGGAGAAGAGGCUGAAGAAGCCCAUACCGAAUGUGAUGUAUUGAUCGCCGCGGAUGGGGCAAACAGCAAAAUACGAAAAGUGCUCCGUCCACAUGACGGCUUGGGGUACAUCGGCGCCGUUCUACGAGGAGGGCUGGCUACAUUCCCAGAGGGUGUUCCCAGCCCGGAAUACAGUCACUGGGCGGUCGGCAACCUAGAGACGGAACCAAUCAAGGAGCUCACGCGCGAACAAGGCAAAGAGGAGCGUCGUGCGGUAGUCGACCAGGCCGCCGCGCUGGGUCACAUCUUCCACGAGCCCUUCCCUACAAUGACGAGGCAAACCGACCCCGAGUCGGUCCUAUGUAUCAACGGCCGAGACAAGCAGCCCUUUCGGCACGACGAUGUUUCCGACAUGCCCGUGGUUUUCAUCGGCGACAGCAACCACGCUCUGAGUCCCUUUGCCGGCUUCGGCGCAAAUUUAGCCCUUUCUGAUGCAUGCGAUUUGGCGGAACAGCUGUGCCAGUCUCACGAAUCGCUGGCCAGGGCGGUGGAGGCGUAUGAUCAAAUCAGUGAGCCCCGUGCGAGGAGGAUAUGGACUGAGUCACGGAAAAAUCUGAGGGCGGGACAUAGCACUGGGGUUCGACAUUGGUGGUUCGCGUGUCUCUUGUGCGUCGGGAAUUGGGUGAGUUGGAUUCUCGGCAAGGUCCGUAGAUGA